UAAUAAGACGCCGGUUUGGAAGUUUAAACUGAUAAGAGAUGCGGUCUGACUGAGGAGUAGGAUCACGAUAGGAGAACACGACAACCGGGCAAAAUUUAAGUCGAACGGGAUAAAACAGACAAGGUGAAGCCGUGUUUAACUGGUGGAAAAAUUAACUGGGUCAAAGAAGAACGAGUCCGUGGUGUUCGAGAGAUUCGGAGCAUGGUUCAACAUACGGAACAUGGCGGGUUGGGGAUUAACAGUCAUCCCGAACAGAGAGCGUUGCUGCCGGCCUCGGCGUGCAGUCCUGUGCCGCUGAAGCCGGACUGGUGUAAAACGGCAUCGGGUCACAUUAAACGGCCCAUGAACGCCUUCAUGGUGUGGUCCAAGAUCGAGAGAAGGAAAAUAAUGGAGCAGUCUCCUGAUAUGCACAACGCGGAGAUCUCCAAACAGCUCGGUAAACGCUGGAAGAUGUUAAAAGACACCGAGAAGACGCCGUUCAUCCGGGAGGCCGAGCGGCUCCGGCUCCAGCACAUGGCCGACUACCCCGACUACAAGUACCGGCCCAAGAAGAAGCCCAAGACCGAGGGAGGAGCGUGUCCAGCGGGGAAGUCUGCCGCUCAGUCCCCGGAGAAAACAGCCGCCAGGGCCGUGAAUAAGUCCCACUCCGCCGCCAAAAAACUGCCCAAGAUUAGGACCAGCAAGCCGGCUGUGUGCUCGGUCAGACCCGGGACAAACCUCCAGCACCUCCAACAGCACCAGGACCCACGGUACCGGUUUAAACGGGAAUUCACUGAUGAUGACGAGGAUGACGAUGAUGACGAUGAUGAUGAAGACUCUGAGGAGGAGCAGGAGUUUAAAACGGAGGAGGAAGAGUGGAGCCUGAGUCCUGCUGCUGAGCCAGAGGGCGGGCGCCUGUACGAAUCAUCAGGCCGGCUCUUCUACAGCUUCAAGAACAUCACCCGACAGGGCGGGGGUGCCACCACCGCCUCCUCCUCCUCUUCCUCCUACUCGGCCUCACUCUCUCCGGCCUCCUCGUCCCGCUCCGGCUCCACCUCCUCCUCCUCCUGCUGCGGGGACGACCUGGACGAGCUCCCCGCCGAGGGUUCUGACUUCACCCUGAACGUCCUGGCCGGCCUGCACGCCUCCUCCGAGCCGUGGAACUCGUCGUGCAGCUCAGCUGCGGGGAACUUAAGCCUGUCAUUGGUGGAUAAAGACCUGGACUCACUCGGCAGCGAGGGCAGCCGCGGUUCCCACUUCGAGUUCCCGGAUUACUGCACGCCGGAGCUCAGCGAGAUGAUCGCCGGCAACUGGCUGGAGGCCAACUACUCGGACCUAGUGUUCACAUACUGAUCUUUGAGGAGGGGCCUAUCAGCGUCAUUGGCCCUGGAAGAGGCUCUGGAGGAGGGGUGAGGAGCUCCAGAGCCCGUCAGGGAGUGGGCUGAUGAUGCUGCCUAGAAGAGGAUCACCGUUUUCAGGGAGGCAUGCUGCGGUACUUCUGCAAAAGAAUGAAAUAAAUCACCACAACAGGGUUUUAUGGAUUUAAUUUCUGUUGCUCGGGUCAAUCCAGAACCCGAUCUAUGCAUUAAGGUUAUCCAAUGAUCCGAUACUUAGGUCCUUUUUGAUACCACAGGUGUUAAAAUGUUACUCUCAGUUAUCAAAGUCAUCAACAGAUACCCAGAUUUUAAUAACAUUUCACCAGCAGCAAUGUGGGCAAUACAUUUUUACAGUUUAGAGGAGUUUACCUGCAAUUUUGAUCAAUGAAAAAAGAAAUAACCCGAGUAUACUGAAAUACUGCAACAUUGCCAUUGUACUUUUGCAAUUCCAACCAUGCACAGGAGUUUGCCUAACAUUUAUGGUGAUUAAAUACUUCUGUUUCAACACUCAACUCUGGGCAGUUUCCCAGGCAAUUCACUAGUGUUUAACUGUUUUCCAUAGAACUGUUGGAGACUAAAGUAUCUGUUGAAAAUUACAGGUAAAUCCCAUGCAUACAGUCUAAAUUGCACAAAAAUGUUGGCAAUGUUGCCCUACAGAGAGAUUUGAACUUCUAUAUUGCUUUUAAAAAUUCCAAGUAAGCUCUUGCAUGGUAAUCUUUGUAGUUAUGUUGCCAAUGUUUUUGUCCAAUCAAGACACGGUGCAGGAUUUGCCUUUGAUUUUGGUUGUUAAAGACCAGCAAAAAGGUCUUUGAGGUGUCAUGCUUCAAAUUCCCAAAUUAACUCAGGCAUAUUGCUGAAAAUGCACAAAUAUAUUGGAAAUAUUUUUGCAUUGAAAUGUUGCCAGCGUAUAAGUGCAUUUUGGGCAGCAUGCAGGAUUUUGUUUGCAAUUGUCAAUAUUGGGUGCCUCCAACUGAAAAACACUGCAAGUAAGGCUGUGCUUAUCAUCAAAUGUGCAUGAAAACAUUGGUAAAGGUUCUGCACAAAGACAUUGCCAACUUGUUUGUACAAUUAAGACCAUGUGUAGGAGUUUGCCAGCAAUUUUUUUACAGUCAAUAACAAGAAAUUACCCAACAUUGGUUGUCUGAAUUAAAAUUCUCUUCAAGUUGCUGUGCCAUAGACUUAAAUGAGUUGAAAACAAAAACAAAAAAAAUACCACAUGGAAAAGUUGCCAAUGCUUCUGUGCAAUUCAGACAGAAUGAUUGUUUCUUGCAAUUUUUGAUGAUCACAUUUUUAUAAUAUAGACUGGCACACAACAAGUUGCACAGAAAUCUUAAAUGGCUCUACAUGGAGAUAUUGCCAACGUUCUUGUGCAAUUUUCAAUAAGCUCUUGUACAUUUAGUUGAAAAAACACAUCGUCAGUGUUUCCAUACAGAAGUGUUGCCAACAAUUGUAUGCAAUCUAGAAAAAAAUCCAUGUGGUUCUUGCAGUUUUUAAAAACACAGUUUAAAAGAACCUAAGGAAAAUUCUGCAAGCUUCUAAUAGUGUAAAAACCCAGUCCAAGAUCCCAUGUGGGAAUGUUGCCAAUGUUGUUGUGCAAUUUAGGACAGCAGUAGGAGUUUUGGGCAUUUUUGUUGAUUGAAGUAAUCCAGUGUUGGGCGUCUAGGACUUCUCUUUCUGUUGCUGUGGUAUCAAAAAGGUAUCGGUAUCGUUUGAUUUGGUCCAACUUCAUAUCAAAGUCUGUACCCGUCUAUGCAUCCCAGUCCAGAUCAGAACCGGACUUAAAAUCAGGACAAGACUCUUUAUGUUCCUCCACGCCUUCAGGAAUCUUCUACGGGACUCUCUUUAGAUAGUUUAUACCAAGCGGGGCGCUGCCAUGAAAUGUUGAGUUCCAGCCCCACGCGGUAUGGCAGGAAGCUUUUUUUUAUAUUCUCCAAACCGGACAUACCUCAUGUUUUUUUACAGAGUUCAGAAUAAAAGUAUUUUCAGGAUUAUUUUUGUACAGUCAAAGGGAAUGUUCAGGCACUUCUUCUACAUUUUCAUUCGGACUGAUGAUUCUUUGUUACAGAGCAUGUUGAGGGUUCGAUUCCCUGCAGCCUGCCUUGUUUGAUGCCUUGCUGUUGUUUUAAACCAGUGUACAGACGAACAGGAAGACGAGAGGAGCCUUUAUUGUGAAAGGGUGUUGUAUAUGUUGUGUAAAAUAGUUAAAAUUUAGGAGUUUAUGUAUAUCCGUGUGAAUGAGUCCAAACUGGAUCUUCUGUUACAUUUUUCAUAUCCUCGACGGCACAUUUUUAUUUUUUCUCAUUAUUUUUGUGCAAUAUAAGAAAAAAAGGAGCAGUCUGCGUUUUUUGUAGCAGAAGGGAAACUGCGUUAACUCGUCCUUCAUGAUGAAGUGUGGAUGUGACAUCUGAAUAAAUCAGCUGGAACUGA
Messenger RNA from Cheilinus undulatus (humphead wrasse), 3782 nucleotides. It is a transcript of the gene sox11b, whose product is annotated as SRY-box transcription factor 11b. The coding region runs from base 202 to 1332 and encodes 376 amino acids. The transcript has 2 exons. The record is from RefSeq and is a predicted model, not a curated record. Gene Ontology annotation, biological process: negative regulation of transcription by RNA polymerase II; positive regulation of transcription by RNA polymerase II; neuron differentiation. Gene Ontology annotation, molecular function: RNA polymerase II cis-regulatory region sequence-specific DNA binding; DNA-binding transcription activator activity, RNA polymerase II-specific. Lineage: Eukaryota; Metazoa; Chordata; Actinopteri; Labriformes; Labridae.